This is a messenger RNA of Sclerotinia trifoliorum, 1278 nucleotides long. The record is from the annotation of a GenBank genome assembly. Lineage: Eukaryota; Fungi; Ascomycota; Leotiomycetes; Helotiales; Sclerotiniaceae.
AUCCAGGCCUGGUUUAACGCCAUAAGAGCAAUGUAAUCAAUUCAUGGCGGCUAUAUGUUGCCAUCCGUCGAUGGAAUUUUUCCAGGAAACAUCGGCCAGUUGAAUUAAAAAUUAAUAGAAUGAUUGGUGAAUCUUUCCCUCUGUAAAUUGGUCAUCGGUGACCCAAAAGAGCAAAUUACCUUCUCCAACUCGAAAUAAAUUCUUCUCAAAUUCUCCAAAUUUUCAGCAAACAUCGAAAGCCUCGGAAAUAAUGUCGAGUCACUGUCAUGAUGAGCAUGACCACGGCCAUGGCGGCCAUUCUCACGAAGGGCACGAUCAUUCCGACGAUAUCACCCCCGCGCUUCAGUACUCACUCUAUCAACACAUCAGUUUUGACGACAUAACCACACUCAACGAAGCUUCUUCUGGAUCCGGAAAAGCCAUCGUAAAGAAAACAUGGGAUGAGCGAAUGAACGAACAACCAGAACUCGAAAGCGAUGCUGACGAGCAACUUUUGAUGCACAUUCCGUUUGUUUACCCCGCCUUUUUACCCCUCCAAACCAUCUCUCACAGCAACCCAUAGCUAACAUAUACAUCCCGACCCAAUAGCUUCACAGGCCAAGUAAAACUCCACUCUAUUAUCCUCCGCACAUCGAAUUCGGAUUCCGCUCCAAAGACCCUCAAAGUCUUCAUCAACCGCGAUGAUCUUGAUUUCAGCACCGCGUCGGAUCUGCAACCCACGCAGGAAUUCCAGUUGAGUCAGACGUCUGAGAUACAGGAUAUUGGGGUUAAGAGAGCUUUAUUUGGGAAAGUACAGAAUCUGACGCUGUUUGUGGAGGAUAAUUAUGGAGAGGAUGUGAGUCGCAUUUGUUAUCUGGGCUUCAAGGGCGAUUGGAUGCAGUUGGGUAAGGCCCCUACGAAUAUUUUGUAUGAGGCGGCUGCAAAUCCGAGUGAUCAUAAGGUUAAGGGCACAAGUGCGAAUCAGAUGGGUAGUAAUAUUGGACAGUGAGGGGGCAGGGAUGGUGGUUUAGCUGUAUGGGAGUGUGUGUCUCUGUAUCAGGUUUGGUGCGCGGUGGAGGUGGAGGUGGAGGUGGAAAGUAGAAGAGAAGUUUGGUUCAAGGCAACAGAAUUACGAGUUUCUAUGGACACAGGUCCAAAGACUCGAAAGAAGGUAUUUAAAGUAUGGGAAAUGGAAAGUCCGUUUUCUGCCAAAAAUUAUGUCACUAGGUUGGAAAUACCCCCUCCAUCAUGCAGGUUUAAAUCCUUAAUGAUAUCCAUUACAACAAACUACAUGAAAUC